AUGCCUCCUCCUACGCAACCUCAAACCAGCGGUGAACGCCGGUUAUGCCCGCACUGUAAUGAGUGGUGGCAUCCGACCACAGUUAAUCGUCAUCUGGCAGGAAAAGUACCAGUGCUCUUUGAGGCAUCCAGACUUGCUGAGAGCAAUCUCGACACGCUUCCCAAGCGCACACAAACCUCUCUCGAAGAUGAGGACUGGUCCCUAUUAGCCGACAUGCACCCAUGGAAGCGAGCUCGCACGACAGCCUCGGUGACCACGACUCUCCCCAUCCCGCCAGCUCUCCACUCAGAACCCGAUGGAGACAUAUUACACGAAGAACCGCUGGCAGAAGAUGGUUCUCGCGAAGAACCACUGGCAGACGACGGCUCUCGCGAAGAUUCCGAUAUGGCAGAUCUCACGGAAAAGACUAUCCAACACAUUGCGGAGAACGUAUGGGCAGGUCGAACCCGGUACCGGCCUCCUACUGUUGAGGACGUGCCCGAUGAAGAUGAGAUUCCCGACACCAGUACUGCGCCACCCCCCAACCUAGAGAACACACUUGAAGACCUUAUGGACGACACAAUCUGGCAGCAGCUCUUUGAGGAGGAGGACGAGGCGAGCCGGUACGAGGCUAUAUCCAUCUGGGAUGAGCUUCUGCAAUCGUUCCUGCGCGAAGGAGCAAUCAACGAUGAAGACGAGCUCACCGGAGAAGAGCUCGAGAUCCUCCUGCCCUUCACUCUCAAGGUCCAGCAACACAUGUCACUCGAGACGUUCAGCUGCCUUCCAUUCACAUUUAAGAAGAGCAACGUCCGCACCUGGAAAGAAACGCAGCAGUACGUUGCCCGCCUGUCCGGUUUCAAUCCGGAGAUCUACCACUGCUGCAUUGAUUCCUGCUGCGCGUUCACCGGCCCUCACACCAACAAGACUUCAUGCCCGUACUGCGGUGCGGCUCGAUAUUACCCAAACACCACAAAGCCCCGCAAGGUCUUCGUCUACCUUCCGGCCACCCCGCGUUUGAAGGCGUACCACGCAAACCAGAAGAUGGCAAGGGACAUGCGCCAUCGCGCAGAAGUUCACGUGCAUGACCCGACGAAGAUCAAAGACGUUAUGGAUUCCGCAGCUUAUCGCGCGCUCCUUGGCAAGAAUGUCACCCUUACGCGCUACUGCGCUGCUCAGAUCGCGACACCUUCACCACGCGAAGCUUCCACUUGA
Messenger RNA from Epithele typhae, 1191 nucleotides. RefSeq lists its product as uncharacterized. The transcript has 3 exons. The record is from RefSeq and is a predicted model, not a curated record. Bases 1 to 1191 code for a protein of 396 amino acids. NCBI's taxonomy places the organism in Eukaryota, Fungi, Basidiomycota, Agaricomycetes, Polyporales, Epitheliaceae.